CCGCGGGGACGGCACAACUCGCGGGGUUUGGCGGCGGCGCCAUUUUGAAUUGGCUGAGGGUCGGAGGCGGCGGAUACCGAGCAGGGUUCCGCGUCCCCCGAGGGAGAACCCGCGAGGAAGGAGCGGAUAUGGCCGCGAAUAGGAACUUGAAGCAAGUGCGGAUCGAAAACAGCUCGCCAGCGGUGCCGCUGGGCAUGGUGGGGGGCGGCGGCGGCGGCAACCUGAAAGGAUUGCGCGGCCUAGAAGGGGAGAGUGAGGCGGCGGCGGCCAUGGCUCUGGUGCCGAGCAAAGAAGGUGGCGGAGAUGAGGAGCAGGAGGUUGGGUUCACCAUCGAUAUCAAGAGCUUUCUCAAACCUGGCGAGAAGAGCUACACGCAGCGUUGCCGGCUGUUCGUGGGGAAUCUGCCUACUGAUAUCACCGAGGAGGAUUUCAAGCGCCUUUUCGAGCGCUACGGGGAGCCCAGCGAGGUCUUCAUCAAUCGGGACCGUGGCUUCGGCUUCAUCCGCCUGGAAUCCAGGACCCUGGCUGAAAUAGCAAAGGCAGAACUUGAUGGUACUAUUUUGAAGAGCAGACCACUUCGAAUUCGAUUUGCUACACAUGGAGCUGCCUUAACUGUAAAGAAUCUGUCACCUGUGGUUUCCAAUGAGCUGCUGGAACAAGCAUUCUCGCAAUUUGGGCCCGUGGAAAGAGCGGUUGUUGUAGUUGAUGACCGCGGCAGAGCUACAGGGAAAGGUUUUGUAGAGUUUGCAGCAAAACCUCCAGCACGGAAAGCUCUAGAAAGGUGCAGUGAUGGGGCGUUCUUGCUUACAACAACACCUCGACCUGUUGUUGUGGAACCAAUGGAGCAAUUUGACGAUGAAGAUGGACUCCCUGAGAAACUAAUGCAAAAAACACAACAGUACCACAAGGAAAGAGAACAGCCUCCACGCUUUGCUCAGCCUGGCACAUUUGAGUUUGAGUAUGCUUCACGGUGGAAAGCUCUUGAUGAGAUGGAAAAGCAGCAGCGUGAACAGGUUGAUAGGAACAUUAGAGAAGCCAAAGAGAAACUUGAGGCAGAAAUGGAAGCAGCUAGACACGAGCAUCAGCUAAUGCUGAUGAGGCAAGAUCUCAUGCGUCGUCAGGAAGAAUUGAGGCGCUUGGAAGAACUUCGAAACCAAGAACUUCAAAAACGCAAGCAGAUACAAUUGAGACAUGAAGAAGAACACAGACGUCGUGAAGAAGAGAUGCUACGCCAGAGGGAACAGGAGGAAUUACGACGACAGCAGGAGGGAGGAUUUAAACCAAAUUUCAUGGACAAUCUACUGGAGUUAAGUUUGACUUGGAAUUUGUACACAUAUUUACCCAGACUAAGAAGAAACUAACUUUCAGUUUCAGUUGUCUGCUUGGUACCUAUUUUGGACUCACUCACCUCUCUAAAUCCUGAGAUCUUGCUUGGUGGCACUGAGACUUGCAACCAAAAUAAGUUCCUCUGCUUAGAACAGUUUGUCUUUGUUCAAGGGAUCUGUGUUUAAGGAAAGAAUAAAACAACCAAGAAGCAAUAAGUGAGAUUUCUCUAGAAAUAGUAUUUUUUCAUGUGAGGAAGCCUGUUUAGUGUCCUGUUUCUGUCUCUCAAACCAGUGCUUUCCAAGUAGUUUUUCCUCUUAAAUGUGACCUUUUGAUUAGCCUCUAGCAUUUGCCUUCAGUAGCUCUCACAGAGCAGAAAAUGGUAAUAGUGAUAAUGCAGUAAACUGAUAGAAAUAAAUGUAAAAUAACAUAGUGCUGUUGCCUGUCUGUUGAUACCAAGAUGCUAUUUUUUAAAUUAAAAUAUUUAUUAUUUUUCUUGUGAAUAUUCCACAAACCUCCUUGUCAAAGUAGUUUUUCCUUAUUACUGGAGGUUGUGCUUGUUUUCAAUUAUUAAAUCUUCCAUGAGGAAAACGGGCUUUAAAUCUAUUACUUCUGUCUUCCAUCAAGUACACUUUAAUUGAGCAAAGAUUGGGUAUUACUUUCCAAAUGAAUUACCACUUUUGAUAAAGUGUAUAUUUUGGUAAGAAGAUGAGUUUUGGUAGAGCUGUUUUGUAACUGUUCAGAUGCGGAGUUCAGUAGAAACUUAAACCUAAAGAGUCAGGUAUAUCUGUGAUUUUCUAUUCAAAGAUGUUUCUGCCUGAACAUAAUCUUAAAAUCAUAGCGUGGUUUGGUUUGGAAGGUGUCAUUAAAGGUCAUCUAGUUCAUUGCCUCCUGCAAUGAGCAGGGGCAUCUUAAGGGCUACUUUAACUUGUUCAGAGCCCCAUCCAGUCCUUAAUGUUUCCAGGGAUGGGGUAUCCACCACCUGUCUGGGCAACUUGCUCCAGUAUUUGCCAUCAUUGUAAAACUUUCUUCCUUCACCUAAUUGGAAUACUCACUAUUAGUUUAAAACUAUCACCCUGUGUCCUGUCACAGGCCCUGCUGAAACAUUUGUCACUGUUAUGAUUUCCUGCAGUGGCUAAUGGAAGAGUGUUUGUAUUAGUUUUGUUCUGUACAUGACAUGAAGCUCUUACUACAGGUCCCAAAUGCAGUUUGGGUUAGCUGCUUUUGACAGGAUAGCUAGUAGUUGUCUCUUCUAAGAAAAAGACAAUAUAAUGUUGAAAUUAGAUUCUUCAGGCUUUAUCUUCCUACAUGCUUCUGGGUUUUAUAAUACUUUUGAAAUGUUAUUUACUUAGAAUCUUCCUGUUUGUUUCCACCACCAUUUCUGAAUGAUUAAACAUUUGUUUUAACUAUAGGGGAGCUUCUGAGUUUAGAUAAGAACCAGCUAUUCAUGUUUGUCCUUAUUGAUUGGGUGGUCCCCAUUGAGUCUCUGUCAUAAUUCUGACCUUUGGGUCUAUUGUAUGUAAAUAAAAUAGUAAGUUUUGUUGGAUGGUUUUGAUGAAACCAGACAGUGUAGCUUAAGUGUGUGUGGACUUGGAUUAGGGUAUUUAUCUAGAAAGCAACGUUUCUCAGUCUGUUUGGAUUUAUUCAGAUGACCAUUUUUUUACAUUUUUGAUGGAAAUACUUGAAUUUUCUGAUAGAAUGUAUUUUCAUCAGUCAGUACUUUGUUCAAAUGACAAGCAUCUUCCUCAUUCAAGUCUGCCUCAUGUUGCCCCAGGAAAUGGCCUACAAGUUGCAUAAAAGAGCUGCGGAGCUUGGCUUCCUGCAAAAAGUUUCACUGCUGUUUCUCUGUUUAUAUUUUCUUAUGUUUUAGUGUGCUGUAUGUGUGGACGGGCCAUAAGUUAAUUGGAGGAAUCUUAAACAUUGAACUAUUCUGGUUGUAAGCAACAUCCAUAACAUCUAUAAAAGACACUCUAUGGGUGCUAGAAGUUUCUCCUACAGGACCACUUUGUAGGAUUGAAAGACUUUGGAUUUCAGCUUCCUUUUAACAAAUACUUGCACAGUCUAUUUACUUUGCAACUCAAAUUAAUUAUGAGUUAACAACUACAGUUGGACUGGCUUUUACGUUAUAAUUUAUUUGGCAUAUAUAAUAUCUACUUGGUGAGGAAAAAUUUAUAAUAGAGAAGUCUGGCAAAGGGUCAUAUUUAGUGCACUGUGGCUAUAACUAGUGGUGCUUUUAAGGUGAUUUUGCAGUCUUAUAGUUGACACUUCUAAGAAGUAGAUUUUCACUUAAACAUAAAGGGUAUUCUUGGCUGAUUAAUUUCUCUUCUAAGUAAACUGAUGACUUUCACUACAUCUUAUCAUUGAAUCUUGCCUUUGGGGAAAACUCUUUUUUUACUCCAUCCAGUGUUCACUCUUAAAUAUUUGUAUAGAUUUGGGGUUUGUACAGGGAAAACGUAACAAUUUGGGAAAUCUAAAAUGCAGCAUUGUUCUAUAACACCUGAUUUUCAGUUAAGUAUUUUAGUGCAUUUCUGUAUGAGGGUAGAGUUAGUCCAAUUUUUGUUACCAGUUAAGCAGCCCUCCAAAUCCACCCCCACCAUGGUAAAUAGUGGAGUGCAUCUUAAAUAAUUUGCAGCCUGACAGGUUGUUGUUUUGAUACUUAUCCACUCUUUUGACAUUUCUUCAGCUCAUAUAAAACCAGUAUAAUUCUAAGAUGAAAUUCUCUAAUGUGCCUCCAAAGAUGUGAAUAUAUUGUGAAUGUAGUGUAAUUGUUACAUGUCUCAGUUGUGAACUUGGUGAUGUGCUGUAUAUUUCUUCUAAAAAGUACUUCAGUGGGUAAGUAAACAGUAAAGUGCCUUUGAAAAAAUAUUUGUAUUAUGUUCAGCUGUUGAUUUGUAUUUAAUUCAUAUUUUUAGUUUUUUCAACUGUUACUGAAAAAAGGAAGCUAACAGAAAUGGGAAAAUUUUUUUUAUAUUUUGGUUCCAUGAAUCUAAGGUGGCUCCUAAAUACAGCAGAUCCAGAUUAAUUGGCAGAAUUGAAAAAGUUGCAAUUAAAGGAAUUGAUAUAAUGGGAUCUCAUUUUUCAAAGGAUUUCCAAAUCCUUUGGAAGGUGUGAUUAUCUUCUCUAAGCACCUUUGUCUUGUGAAAAUUAUUUCUGAAUUUUAGCUAAAAAUAUUUGAGAAAGCAGAGUUUUACCUCGCUUGUGAGUCUUAGUUGUUAAAUCAAGGGGAAAAUUUGCCAGAAUACCUCUUUGCUUGUUUUCUCUCAAAUCAUCAAAAAUAAUGGCGUUUGGAAAACUAUCCUUCUUUGCAGUUCAUAUACAGUGAAGGGAUAUGGUAGGAUUUUUCUUUACCUGAACAGAUGAUGUAAUGGUGAUUGGAGGCAUGGAAUUAAAAUAUUUUGAUUUUGUUCUUAGCUGCUGUAUAUACAUGUAGGUUGUUUAGAGCCUGAUUUUGCUUUCUGUGUACCUUUUUUUUGGAUGAUGAAUAACGUUUAUCUCAGGUUAUGAGAAAAUGAAAUAAAUAAUAAAUUUUUUGUCAGUUUUAUAGAUAUUUUAUAUACAAUGUUUUACUGUAUUUUAACAAAUGGAAAUAAGAGAGGUGGGAGAAAAGCUCACAAAUUAUAUUAAUGCAGUGGCUUAAAUGCAAUAUUAAAAUUCAGUGAAGGAGCAAGUAACUACAAGACAAAAUAAUGAAGCAGAAAAUACAUAAACUGCAAUAUGGAACCAAGUUCUAUAAUCAACACAAUAGGUUCCAUGGUAUAUCUUAGCUUCUUUUAGACUAUUUUCUUUCUUGUUAACAAGUUAGAUUGUAAUUUGAAUUUUGAGCUGUAAUACAUUCUGAAAGUAUGAGUUCUUAUGUAAAACAAAGCUGUUACUUUGGUGUGUAUUAAAUAGUAUUGUCUUUAACCUUUAGAAUUAACCUUGUCUUUAAUCUUUAGGACUAUUAAAUGUUGCUGGUUAGUGAUAUAUCCCCUAAAGGUCUUGCUAUUGAGAGUCAUGUUAGUGCAAUUAAACUGCUUUUGUUUCCAAACUGUCAGUUUAGACCUGACUUUAAAUAUCAUGCAAGGAUUGAUCUAUUGAAAGGGAGCUAACUUUAGUUCAGAUUGGGUUUUGCAUCCAGCUGUAAGCUGGAGAAUGCAAAAUCCAAACCAUUCUGGGAGGUUCAGAGCGGUUUAACAGUUUACUGUAGAAGUAUUUUUAAAUAAUAACUUCAAUUUACAUUGCUAAAUACUUUUGAGGAGUUUUAAUUGGGUGUUCUUUGUCUGUGGGCUUUAGUUAUUGAGGACUAUCCUUAGCAACUGAUGCAGAAGGAAAGUGAGAUCCCACAGGAGUUGAAGACUUUUUGUUCUCAGAACUAAAAGAAGAGAACAAAGUUGUAGGGCAUAGAGGUUUUUCACAAAUACAUCCCUAUACUUUUGCUGUUAGUUUUGAAAGAAAUUCCCCUCUUCAAAUAAAAUUGAUACUUCCUUUGCAAUCUUACUGAAAUGACAGGAAUACUUAAGAAAUAUGCUGGAAUAGUAAUUUUUUCUGUAAUUGUAGUUUUUGCUACCAUUAGGAGCGUUUCCCCAGUUUGUAGCAUUUACUGGAAUAUGUCUAUCUGAUUGUAUUUCAUGCAAUUUGUAUUCCUAAUUUUACCUAUGUGAUACUUUUUUAAUGUUGAGGGGUUUUAAUGUUGCAACUUAAUAGCCUUCUUAGUAUGUUUUUUCAAAGAUUGAGUCCUGGAGACAGCUAUUAAACCUAAAGAAAUUUCUUUUCAUUAGGAUUCCUAUUUAAAAACAGGACUCUAUAGUUUACUGCAUGCUAUAUGUUUUAUAGCUAUGUUUACUAUAGUUGUUAUCUAGUUUAAUGCAUUUGUGUAGAUUUGUGUGAAGUAAGAGAGUUUAUAUUUUUUUAGACUCUUGAGUGAGCACUAUCACUCAGUUCCUAGAGUUUUGAGUAGUUUAGGCUGGAAGACAUUUUUGGAAUCAUCUAGUAUGAUGCCCAGCUCGGAGUAGGGAUCAGCUCUGAAUUUAGACUUUGGUGCUCAAGAGCACAUACAAAUCUUGGAUUUUGAAAGAUCAGUAUUUUUCAUGUAAAAUUACUUACUGCUGUUGCAUAUGAACUGUGUGGGGAUAUUGUAACUUUUGUAUCUUACAUAGAGCUCUUAAUUGAGGAACAAACCAAAGAGGGAAGGGUGACAAGAAGGGUGGAUGGAAGAGAAAUCUUUUAUUAUUUUAACUUCUUCCUGCCACAUAACUUCCAGUGCACUUGUCAUUGGAGUGAAAGAGUGGACUAUUCUGAGGAAAAAAAAACAAAUAAUGCAUAAUCAUAAAAGUGUCCCCCAGAUUCUAGUUCUAAGUAACUGCUAGUUCUGCUAACUAGAAGCUUUAAUAACUUGUAUGAUUUAUGUCAUUAAAAUAUAGAUGUCUUUCAGUAAGUUACAAUUUAAGUAAGGUUUAAGGGCCUUAUGCCUCAUUAAGAGGUCUUUGGAAAUAAUUUUUCUUUCUAGAAGGAACUUAAUAAAAUAAACCACACUAGAACGGAGAAUAAAUUCUAGUAAGAAGUACAGAAAUGUCAUACCUGUUUUCACAAAUAUAUAGUCUGUUAGAGAAUAAAGUUCAGUUUUCAUGUUAAUGAAAAAAAGUGAGAAUCAGCAGCACUGUUAACUACAUUUUACUCUACAUACACAACCUAGAUAAAGUGCUAAUAAAACUUAAUUUUCAAGUUUAUGGGGAAAGUGUUCUUUUCUUGCUAAGGCAUUUUUUGGAUGCCAUGUCUUAGCAUUUUGGUGGUUACUAUACUAUAAAAGGUAAGUAAAUAUCUGCAUGUUCUUCUGGCCACAAACCAUUGAAAACUGUAUGGUCUGCCAUCAUAAUGAUUCUGAGAUAUCUUGCUUUUUUGCUGUUCUAAAAUUUUCCAUGCCAUAUUUUGUUCAUACCAUAAUUUUUGACAGUUUUGUUACCAUGAAUAUUGCAUCACUUGGAGACAAGAAAAAUUUUCACUGGGUUGCUGCAAUUGCAAGGGCUAUUUUUAAGGAAAAAAGUAGCACUGGUUUGUCAGUUUAAAAAGUCACAUUUAUGACUAUUUGUAUUUUACUUGCAGUGUGACCUGUAUCAAUUCUUAGGUGUUUUUCAAACUAUUUAGUUUCAUGGUUUUGUAGAACAUUAAAAAAUAGUGUUAUAUAUUUAACAAAUUCAGAGGAAUCAUCUUGGCUGUUCUCUGUAUAUUUAGACUGCUGUAUCAGUGGUGAUAAGAGGUGUAAGAACAUAGCACAUGAUACACCUCAAAUACUUUGGAAAACUGCUUUCAAGUACUUGGUAAAAAUGGGAGAAUCUAUACUAUGUUAAAUGUUAAGUACAUAGUUUGAAAACUUGAGUGUAUUCAUUAUUUUGGUGUAGAUCUACUUUUUACAUUUGACAUUAAAAUUAGUUGGCAUUGUGAGAAAUACAAUUUUUAAUGUAAUGUAAUUAGUAUAAUCCUAUAGUUGCCAUCAUAGCAGUUUUUCUAAAAGAUUACUCAGAUGCAUUAGACCUUUUUGAAGGUUGUCUGCUUUAGUGAGUUCUGAAGUAUUUUACAAGAAUCCUGGCAACAAAUAAUUUGGAAAAGUUUGAGUUGUGUAAACACUGCUUUUUCAAUCAGACAUUUUUUGUUUGCUGACUUUGUCUUUUUGAUAAUGUUUUUUUCUGAUUUUCACGAAGUUUAACGUAUGCUUUUCUGCAUAUUCUUUGUCUUAUGGCUUUCUUUUUCCCCCUGUAAUAGCAUAUCAUCUAUUUUUCUUUUUCUCUUCCUGUUAAGAUUUUUUUCCCAGGUAUGGGUGACUUCAGAGGUUCCUAAUCAUGCUACAUAUUUCUCUCUUAAGAGUUUUGCCCUGUUCUCGUGCUGCUCAGUUUUAAUUCCCUGUUGUGGGUAGUUAUGGGUGGCUUUGGGGAAGGGACUGAAGCAGGCUGUUACUGAACAGAAGAAUGGGAAAGUCAUAUAGUGAGGAAAAGAAGCUUUGAGAAGGUAACACUAUUGUUGUCAAGCUCUGCAAAAGGCUUGAGUAUCUGAAAAUGAAAUUCUCAGGUGGGCUGGAAUUACCAACCAGGAGUGGUUCAGCUAUUGUGUCUAACUGCCUGUUGGUAUUCCUUUCUGUUAUGUGUUGGGCAAAACCCAUGGACUUGUUGAUCUAGCUUACCUGUAGUAACAUGUGUUUGCUCACAUAGUAAAGAGCUGUCUAGGAUCUGAUUUGUGUGUGACAGGACUGAAUUUUUGUUACCACACAGGUCACCUCCAGACAGAAUUUUUGAACAUCUAAUGACAUAAAUGAUAUAUACUGCAGGUUAAUGUUUGAAAUUGAGUAUUUUUUCUGACAGGAAGUGUAAACUUGCUAAUUCUGUGUUAUGAGUAUGAAAGAAUUUUCCUGUGCUGAAAAGUCAAAGGAACAUGAUAUAUUUUGUACAUGCAUCAGUAGGAAUAAUUAUAAGCUGCAGCAGCAUCUUAAUUUUGCAGACAUGUUGCUAAAGUAAUAGCCAGCAGAGACCUUAAGGCACAUUUAUGGGUCUUGAUUUUAUACCUGAAAUGUUUAUGUUGUAGUAAUUCAACACUGAAGUUAAAGCUAAAAAAUGGCAAAUAAUUACUUCAUGUUUUUUCUUACAAAUGUUAAACUAGACUAAACAAAAGUAGGUUCUACCCAUCUUUGUACUUCAGUUAACUGAAGACUGGUAUCAUUUCAAGACAGGGAAAAAUGGUUGAUUGCUAGGAAGAAGACUAGUGUGUUUUUUAAAGAAAGGCUACAUCAGAGCUUGCAUAUGCUUCUGUCCUUUACAAAGAAAACAAGUUAAGUUCUAGUAACUAGUGCAGCCUUACAACUCUGUACUUAGCAUCCUUAUCUAACCAGUAUAGUACUUAGCCUUGCCUUAUGGCAUUUGUCACAUUAAAAAAACCAAUACCAACCAACUUGCAGUUGAACCUGAGAUGAAUCAAAGAAGGUUUGUGCCUACUGUAAAGUCUGGUGCUUUGCUUUGCAAUGAAAAAGUUUCUCACAACUGUUCCUGGCAUGUCCGCUUGUCACACAAAGUAUAUAGGCAUGCACCUAUGCACAGAAUCUGUCUAGUGUAAACUGAUAGCCACAGUGUUUCCAUAUCCUUUUGGGUUAGGGACUUAGAGUAGGGAUCAUAUACCACUUUCCCUUCUGCUUCCUGAUGUCAAGACUGAGGUGUACAAGUAGUCUGAUAAUCAAUAUGGUUGUAUGCUGAUUUGUGACUAACUCAUGUCAAGUUUAUGGGUAUGGUUGAUCCCUGUGGGGCUGCUGAUUUUACUUGACAUGUCAAUUGAUGCUGCUGUGAAAGGCCUGUCAGAGUAGCUGCAUGUUCUCUAAAAAAUUUUUAAUGUGGGUUCUAGGUCAGAGGAAGAGAUCUUCCUUAGUGUUCCAUCAAUGGCCUUUUUAGCUGGACUUUAAAGCCUGCCUGUGUCUUUUAGUUACCAGACCUUAUUUUUCUGCUCCACAUUAAGGCAUAUUUUUUUUGAAAACAGUGUGUACUCUUCUUAUGUUAAGUAGUUUUUCUAGGUUAAUAUGAGUUAUUACAAACAAAGUUGUUGACUUGAGAGCUCUUAAUCAUAUAUCUCAGGGCAAUUUCCUAUAAUAAGAUAUUUAGGUAAAACUGUUGGUUCUGUUCUGUCAAAUAGUGGUGUCUGCUGCUUCAAGUGGCUGAAGAUAGAAGACUCAUGUUUGGCAUCCCAAAUAUGAUUGACCAAACCAGACUUCUGUGAACCUGUACAAAUGUGAUGAAUGUAUUUUGAUUUAUUAUUGUUUCCAUGUAAAAGUUGCUUAUAGACUGAUUUAGUUGCCUAGUAUGUGGAUUUCUUUUCAAAGUGCAUCUGAACUUAGGCCCUUAAAUCAUAAAUGGAAUGGCUUUUCACUACGAGGUAAAUUGUUUCAAUUUUCUUAUUUUUAGCACAUGUGUGUUUGUUUUCUCAAGAGCAGAAUACUUGUUAAUAUUCCUGAAGAAAAUUAAGGAGAAUUUUAAAAAAUAAAUGUCUUUAGGUUUUGUUUUGAAUUGUGAAUAUGUUUCUAUUUAAUUUUUUUUAUGUAAACAGUAAUCCAAAAAUCCCUUGGAAUUGUCUCUGAUAGAGUAUUUUGUUUUCCUCUAAGUGAUGAUUUUUUUGCCUCUUCGGGUAACCUUUGAGUAUUGUUUCACAGCAGGCUGGGAAUCUUGUUCAGUUCUGUAAGAAAUCUUUUGCUGUUGGGUGACUGACCAUCAGUUGAAUCUGGAUCAGUUUGGUGUGUUGUCUGUUUAGUUUAAAUGCAUGUUACAGUUUCUGGUGACACUAUAGUUUUAUGCUGGUUUUAAAAGGAUGGUCAGUAUCUGAACUAACAUCAAUAGCAAAGUAUAAUUCAUUAAAAAAAUAUACCUCCUCCAAGUUAAGUUAAAACUAUUUGAACAAUGAUGAAUUGGUAGGUUGAAUUUAUAUACUGUAAUAUAAUACAUCAGAGCUUUGUUUUCAAUCAACACAAGUAAUUUUGAGUCAUGAAAUCAGGUUGAGUAUUAUUGAACCACUUGGCCUUUAGGCAAGUAUUGUAAUAAGAUCUGUUUGUUUACAGGUAAAAUAGAAACGUAUUUAUUAAUUUAAAACACUCCAUAAAGAUUAAUUCAUUUGUGGUUGAUCACAUAACUAUUUGAGAGCUUUAGACUGCUCAUAAAUGAAACGUGGGAUAUUUAAUCUUUAUUAUGCAAAAAUGUACAGCAUUGUUACAUUGAACUUAUUCAUCCCUUUGAUGUUAUAAAAACCAGGAGUGUAAUUAAUGUCUUUCCUUGCACUGUUUUUAAUCAAUGGAAACUUUUGACACUUUAACAUUUUUAUUUUCAUGGAGUAAAUAGGAAUGUUUUAAGUUCUAAGAAUGAUAGGUUGACCAUGAAAACUAUGUUUACUUUCAGAGAGAACAGGAAAUGAGAAUGGGUGAUAUGGGUCCUCGUGGAGCAAUAAACAUGGGAGGUAGGGAUCUGAAGGAAAAAGGCUUCUCUAAUGUAAAUUUUUUUUCUUUGGGACUGUACAUAUUACUCAAGCACUAUUAAAUAGUGACAACUGGUAAAAAAGGAGUAAGCAAUAUUAGGAAAUAAAAAAACCCCAACAUAUAUUUUGCUUUCAAGCAGCCUCUUUCCACCCCCCCCUCCCCCAGCCCUGUAUCUUUAUUUUACUCCUUUAACUACAUGACAAAAAAAAAAAAAAAAAAAAAAAAAAAAAAAAAAAAAAAAAAGUGCAAGUUAAGAGAAACAAAAAUCAGGGACAAGUGAUGCUCUGGGAGUUAUCUGCUACCAAAGAAGAAUUUUAUGUUAAAAAAAUAUUUGGUAUUAUUUUGGAGGGACUACCUAUUUGAAGAAAUUAUGAUUGUAAUUGCAUGUAAAUGAUGUAGAGGUCAAAACUGGCAACUUCUUCAUAUACUUGGUGUGGUAAAUGAAUAAUGUGCUUGGUGUUCCACCAGUUUCCUCCAAGUCUCUUAUUUGCAAAUAUUCUCUGUUAGCUUUUGCAACUUAAAAUACUGUCACUGCUAAAAUCUAUUACUGUGUAAUCUACUACUAAAAACUAGUACUGUGUAAUAGAAAAGUAUAAUAAUUAGUGCUUGCUCCAUGUAUGCAAACUGGAACAGUUUGGAAUUUACUUACCCAGAAUAUCUGCUUUUAAACAAGACUGAAACUUGAAAUAUUUCUUCAAAACCACCAAAUCUAACUAAACUGUGUGAACUGUUAAUCUAUUGGAAGCUUCUUAAUGGUAAUUUAAAACAAAUUAAGGUGGUAAUUAAAAGAAAAGUAAUAAAACUAUUUUCCCAUAUAUUUUAAAAUUGAAAGUGCAUACAAAACUCAGUAAUUUCACUUGACCUUUUGAGUAAUGUGAAUUUAUAGAGUAAGAAAUCUGCUUCAGAUUUUGAAACACGUUAUUCACAAUUUCCUUGCAUUUAUUGAGACACAUUUGUAGCUGAAAAAAUAGCAAUAGGCUUGUGCUUUCAGGGAUGAUGAAAGUUAUUUACAAAUAAUUCUGAAGAAGGACACCGUGAAAUUAUCUAUAGAUAUUAAGCUGAAGCAUAAAUUGAGGCUUAGUUUCCUUAUUUUAUAGUUGUACUUCUGCAUAUGAUUGCAUCAUACUUGAAAAUUACAUUUAAUUAGAAGACCUAGUAAAUAUUGAUGCUGUGUCAGUUGUCCAGAUCCACAAAAUACACUUUCUACAUGGAGAUUUAAAAUGUUUAUUUACUGCAGUUCUUAGUAGUGAUGUUACCGGUCUUGCUAAGUUUUAUAUUACAACUUGAUUUUAAACUUAAUACUUUUAGAAUAAAUUGUGUCAUCCAAAAAAAAAAA
Messenger RNA from Taeniopygia guttata (zebra finch), 12626 nucleotides. It is a transcript of the gene PSPC1, whose product is annotated as paraspeckle component 1. The record is from RefSeq and is a predicted model, not a curated record. NCBI's taxonomy places the organism in Eukaryota, Metazoa, Chordata, Aves, Passeriformes, Estrildidae. Gene Ontology annotation, molecular function: RNA binding.